Cryptomeria japonica (Japanese cedar) is the source of this 1480-nucleotide messenger RNA. RefSeq lists its product as uncharacterized. The transcript is spliced from 3 exons. Lineage: Eukaryota; Viridiplantae; Streptophyta; Pinopsida; Cupressales; Cupressaceae. The record is from RefSeq and is a predicted model, not a curated record. Bases 532 to 1170 code for a protein of 212 amino acids.
GUGCAUAUGGCGAGAUGAACGAGGAGAUCCAUAAAAAAAAAAUUGUUAACAGUAAAUGUCAAUUGAGGAGGAGAUUCUGGAUGGCAUUAGAAAAGUUCUGUUGAAAAGAUUUAAAAAUCUGUUCUGUUUGGGUAAGUGUGCCAGCAGGAAAUUGGCCGUUUUUAUCGUUUAGCAGGUGGCCCAGGAAGCGUGCUGGCUGCGCUGACUCCUAAAUGAGAAGCAGUUGCAACAGGAAACGGACUGUUGUUGUAAAAGAAAAUUAAAAAUUUGCAGAUUCCCACGACACCCCAUGUGAUGUGAUGUGAGCUGAGAGAUGAUACGAUCUUCUCUAUUUUCAAAAUUAUUAGUCCUUUGAGAGGCUACAGUUAUUUGCAGGUCAUGUGAUCCCUGCUCUGCUCAAAGGGAGUUUCUUCAAAUCAGGCCCUGUUAUUUCUUCUGAUCGUUCAUUAUAUCUCUCAGGUAUGCUCAGAUCAGUACUCCUCUAUCAAAUUCACAGCUGGUGUUGUAAGAAUCUCUGAAAUUUGAGAGAAGAUGGGGAAUGCUUUGCUACAAUGUGUGAAACAGUGCAGUCAUGGAGAUCCAGCAAUAAAAGUGAUGAAAAUGGAUGGCCAGAUUUUGAAGUAUGAAGGUCCAAUGUAUGCAGAGGAGAUUUUAUGCAACUACCCAAAUGAUGCCAUCUUCCAUUCUGAUUCAUUCCAUCGUUUUGGUGGGCGUUGCAGGCCUUUGUGGGAUAAUACAGAGUUAAAGGCAGGGGAGCUGUAUUAUUUGAUCCCUCAUCCUCCUGCAAAGUCCCGUGAGUUUUUGGAGAGUAGCUCCUCUGAGACUCAGAAUCAGACCCACCAUAAGAGAUGCCUUCCUCGAUCUCUGUCUGGUUUCAGAGAUAAGAAGCCCUCCAUAGAGAUCAUUCCUUCUCCAUCACAAGAUGGGGUGGUGAGAUUAAAGCUACUGAUAUCUAAGAAAGAGCUUGCUACUCUUAUGUCUGAAAGCACAGAUGCCAUGACUAUGGUGGAGAGUAUUGUCACCCCACUUUUGACAGAAAUGGAAGCAGGCAACCCACCAAAGGCUUCUUAUUUUUCUUCUCCUGCUGUGGCUAGAAGUGGAGGUGGGGGUUAUUCAUGGAAGCCUGAACUGGAAAGCAUUCCCGAAAUCAAUGUCACCUUGAGCUCUUAACCAACAGAUAAAUGAGAUGGACCUGGUGCUCAGAUAAGCACGUCCUUGAUGGUGGGUCGUGCUCUCAGUUUUGGUUCUUGUAGCGUAUGAAAUGCUUUGCUUUGAGGAUUUAACGUCGAGCCUUCUGUCACUCUGAAAAGCUUGUUUUCAGUGAACUAGCUGCUGGGCGGUUUUGUUUGUACAGGGAAGUGAGACUAGUGAGGCUCAAUAGAUUUUAGCAGGUUUUGUUUCAAUUCCAACAAUUUUGAUGCAUGUUUCUCUGGCAUCAUGUAACAUGAAUCAAAUGGCUAGUAUAGAAAUGUUUUUCCAA